AUGGACAAUGCUGGCCACGUGCUCGAGAUCGUCCACAAUGUAUACGCCAGAGCUAACGAUACCUCGACCGACGCCGAAGACGAGACACGACCGGCCGUCUUCAAGGUCGUGGGUAUAUCUCUCGCCAUUGCCUCGGGCGCAUUCAUUGGCACAUCUUUUGUGUUGAAAAAAGUGGGAUUACUGAAAGCAAACGAAAAGUACCAGGAAGUCGCUGGCGAGGGCUAUGGCUAUCUCAAGAACUUCUACUGGUGGUCGGGAAUGACCCUGAUGAUCGUCGGCGAAAUAUGCAAUUUUGUCGCAUAUGCAUUCACCGACGCCAUUCUGGUCACCCCGCUCGGUGCGCUCUCAGUCGUCAUCACCACAGUUCUCUCGGCAAUCUUCUUGAAGGAACGGUUAAGUAUGGUUGGCAAGGUCGCCUGUUUUCUCUGCAUCGUCGGUUCCGUUGUUAUUGUCAUGAACGCGCCGGAGGAAUCCUCAGUCGCCAACAUCCAGGAGAUGCAAAAGUUUGUCAUAACACCAGGCUUUCUCAGUUACACUGGCGUCAUUCUGGUCGGAUCUGCCAUUACCGCCUUUUACUGCGGGCCGAGAUGGGGAAAGAAGAACAUGCUUGUCUACAUAUCCAUAUGUAGUUGGGUGGGAGGCUUGAGUGUUGUCGCCACACAGGGCCUGGGUGCCGCGAUUGUGGCACAGAUUCAAGGAACUUCGGGCGGUCAAUUCACCCACUGGUUCAUAUAUGUGCUACUGGUCUUUGUGAUUGGUACAUUGUUAACAGAAAUCAUUUUCCUCAAUAAAGCACUGAAUUUGUUCAAUGCGGCCAUGGUUACGCCAACCUACUACGUGUACUUUACUAGUACGACUAUCAUAACUUCGGCGGUACUGUUUCAAGGUUUCAAAGGAACUGCAUCGUCCAUUAUUACUGUCGUCAUGGGCUUCCUCGUCAUCUGCUCUGGAGUGGUUUUGUUGCAACUAUCCAAGUCAGCCAAGGAUGUCCCUGAUACCGCUAUAUUCAAGGGAGACUUGGACCAAAUACAAACAAUCGCUGAGCAAGAACAGCCUGAGACGGAACCCAAGGCUGAUGCUAUUCGUGGUACUGCUGCAAUUGUGCGGCGGAUUUCCAUGGCUCGCAAGAAGAUGGAAUUCAAGGAGCUUGAGCGUCUGCACCAGGAGAAGGAGGCUCAACGCUUGGAGACUCUCAGCGAGGACGGGCAGGCACAGUUUGAGUGGGACGGAUUGCGCAGGAGGAGAACAACGACCAUGAUGAGCCAGCGUAGUCGUCCAACGACUGAGCCUUCGCCCAAUCCUUUCACCCAUCCUCAAGGCAUCCCAUUCACACCUCCACCAAGAACACCACACCCACCCCUGGGCAUGUCACAGUUUCCCUCUGAUGACGAUGACAUGGAUGUGGAACGUCAGUCGUCACCCGGUUUGUUGUCGAGCAUCGCCGGCACCAUUAGGAGCCGUGCAAGAAGCGUCAUCCUACCAGGACACCCAGAUUUCCGGGGUGGAUCGAGUGAUGGAAGGGUACAAAGCCCCAUGCACCCGGUUCAACUCAGCAAUAUCAAUGUGCCGGGUCAGAAGACGAGCGGAGAUGAAACCCCGUACGGAACGACUCAGGAACACGUAUAUGGCCUGCCAGACAGCCUUCGACGUCAAGACACUGGAUAUGGCGGCGCCGCAGCUGCCACUGGUGGGAAUAGUCGCCACAUCCAGUUCGAUAACCCGGUUGCCAGUGCCAGCACAGGCUCGCUAGCAGUCCCGCCAACACCACCACCACACAGGGGUGACGGCCACUCAGCACGGCGCCAGUUCUCGUUCCAAAACCCGUUCCGUCGGCAGGCUGCUGAUGGGGCACAAGAUCAAGAAGUGCGUCCGCCGUCAUCAACCCACAGGCCAGGCAGUCGUAUGGGCAUGGGAAGCAGAGGCUACUCGAAUCCCAAGGUAAAAGAUGCGACGGAAGAGGAGAGGUUAGGACUUGUUACAGGCGACUCGGCCACGUUGCCUACCUUGGCUCGGAACAAUGACGACUAUUAUGACGACGAUGAAGAUGACCCCGAGCAGUACCUGGAGGAGAAGCGAGCCCAACGCUAUGGACGUGGCAUCACGAGCAGCAGCCCGCCUAGACGCGGUAGUGACGACAAAGCUGAGGAGGCUGCUGAUUACGAAGCCAAUAGAAGCAGGUGGAAGGAGAGGUCGAGACAGGGCACGCCCAAGAGUUCACCACCAAGACAAUCGCCCCCACGACCUGCACCGGGGAGGAGGGACCCUCCACCCGGAAGCAACGGUGCUUUCAUUUGA
Messenger RNA from Pestalotiopsis fici W106-1, 2295 nucleotides. RefSeq lists its product as uncharacterized. Gene Ontology annotation, biological process: magnesium ion transport. Bases 1 to 2295 code for a protein of 764 amino acids. Gene Ontology annotation, molecular function: magnesium ion transmembrane transporter activity. NCBI's taxonomy places the organism in Eukaryota, Fungi, Ascomycota, Sordariomycetes, Amphisphaeriales, Sporocadaceae. Gene Ontology annotation, cellular component: membrane. The transcript has 2 exons. The record is from RefSeq and is a predicted model, not a curated record.